This is a messenger RNA of Camelina sativa (false flax), 1661 nucleotides long. NCBI's taxonomy places the organism in Eukaryota, Viridiplantae, Streptophyta, Magnoliopsida, Brassicales, Brassicaceae. The record is from RefSeq and is a predicted model, not a curated record.
UCCAAAUUCUUCAUCAUCACUUCCCAAAGUCGAAAAUCUACUCAACCCUAAAACAGUAAAAAGUUCUCCCACACUCAAAUCUCUCGCUGUAAUCGAGUAAUUUCUUCUUGAUCCCUUGGUUUCACUUUUCAUACGUCUUUCAACUACGACAGCAGUUUCUGUCUUAAUCAGAAGAUGUCAUCGAUGAUGCCAGACUGGUCUCAGCUCCCGGAGGAGCUACUUCCACUUAUCUCCAAGAAACUUGAGGAUUACUGUUUUGAUGUCGUUCAUGCUCGUUCUGUUUCCCGCACAUGGCGAUCUGUAUUUCCCUUUCCUUCUUGCCUAGUACGGCCAAGUUAUUCUCUUCCGUCGUUCGCUGACUUCCCUUUAAAAAGCAAAGAAUUGUGCACCCUCGAGAAGGUCCCUUUGUUCCUCUUUAGACUCCGAGCUCCUGAUGCUUCGGCUGCGUUACCGUUUGAGUAUAUUCUGGGAGGAAUAGGCCGAGAUGAUUCAGUGGAGCUGCUUCCAUCUCCUCUUCAGUGUAGAGUGAAAGUGAAGAUACAAGGAUCUGAGCCAACCUUAAUGAACAUGCUAGACUGCCAGAUCAUUCCUCUAGGACAUCAGUACAGAAUGAUCGGUUGGGAUCCUGAGAGAUGGAUAAGAUAUUACAGAGGUGUGGUUUUCCUUCCGCUAAACAAUGAUGGAGAAUUUGUUGUGCUCCUCAGCUACGCUAAAGUUUUGUUGGUGUUAACAAGUGCCGAAAUGAGGUGGAAGCGGCUAACGAAUGUCCCAAACUAUCAAUGCACGGAUUUAGUCACUUACAGAGGCCGGUUCUAUGCAGUUUUUUUAACCGGAAAAAUUGUGGUUAUCGAUCCUUACUCGCUGGAAGUGACUCCCUUGAUGCCUUCACAGCCUCUGCGCUCAAGCAAUUAUCUGAUUCCAUCUGGCAAUGAUGAUGAGCUUUUCCUGGUUGAGAAUUUCAACCCGAUUCCUGAUGCUGAUGAAUUAGAUUUUAAUCGGUUCACAUGUAGAGUAAGUAGGCUAGAUGAGGCGGCUGGUGUAUGGGUUGUUGUCAGUGAUCUGGGAGACCGUGUGUUGUUUGUGGGACACUUUGGGAAUACCUGCUGCUCGGCUAAGGAGCUUCCUGAUGGCUGUGGUGUGACUGGGAACUCAAUUUUGUACACCAAUGGAGGCAAUGUAACUUUUGCCUACAAAUAUGGAGUACAUACUGGAAGGCCGGAAGACGAACUCAAUAUUUGGAGAUUCUCAAGAGAGAAACGUGUGACGAUCCUCAGCACAUCUCCGGCGCUGGCUCUCCGCGUUGAAGACCAUUUUGAAAAUCUCGCUUUGGAUGCCUGAGACUUACUGUUCGUUUUGUAUAUAUUAGCUUUUGUUAUCUUUGUUGUUCUGUUCUGAAGUGUGUGUGUGUAUUUUGUGUCACCACGGUAUGCUGAAAACUAGAUAACUUUUUUUUCAGUUUCAAUUUUAGUUUUUUCUCUAACCAACUUACUUUCUCAAGACUAGACAGCCAUAUGUUUGGCUGUGUUCUUGGUAUCAGGUGGUCAUGUUUGUGUAGUUCAAGUAUACCAUAGCUAAGCAAGGAAGAUAUGUUGAGGAUUGUUGUUUGUUUGACAGCUUUUUUUUUUUGGCGAAGUUUGUUUGACAGCUUUACCAACUGAGUU